AUGUAUUUCAAGAAAGCAUUUUUAACAUCCCUAUUAACUAGUAUUUCACUAGCUGCAUAUGCUCCACCAGAACCAUGGGCGACUUUAACGCCAAGCUCCAAAAUGGACGGUGGUACUACAGAUUACCGAACUUCUUUUGGUCUUGCUGUUAUACCUUUCACUGUCAGUGAGAGUAAAGUCAAAAGAAACAUCAUUUCACAGAUUAAUGACGGUCAAGUGCAAGUUACGACACAAAAGGUACCUGUUCCAGUUUCACAAAUAGCCGACGGUCAAUUACAGGUUACCACGCAAAAAGUACCUCCGACGGUGUCGCAUAUAGUGUCACAAAUAGGUGACGGUCAAUUACAAGUGACAACAGUAAAAAGCAUUGUUACAAAGUCCACGACCGCGGUCUCCUCGAAAACUGCAACGAAAACUGCAACGAAAACUGCAACGAAAACUUCUAAUAAAACUGCAACUAAAACUGCAACUAAAACUGCAACUAAAACCGCAACUGCCAUAUCUCAAAUCCAUGAUGGUCAAGUGCAAGUCACCACCUCACCAAUUGGCAGUAAGGAUGAUGCUCCAAAGGGUAAGCUAGAGCCGACAAAUAAAUCAAAUAAGGAAACUGUAAUUAAAGUGCAAGCUUGCAAGAAUUCUGGAACUUUGGCUGUAACAUUACAUGACGGUGUCCUCAUUGACUCCAAUGGUAGAAUCGGUUCUAUAGUAGCAAAUAGGCAAUUUCAGUUUGAUGGACCUCCUCCACAAGCAGGUGCUAUUUACGCUGGUGGCUGGUCGAUAACAAAGCAUGGAACUUUAGCAAUUGGUGACAAGGAUAUUUUCUACCAAUGUUUGUCCGGUAGCUUCUAUAACCUUUACGAUCAAUCUAUCGGGGGCCAAUGCAAUCCGGUCCAUCUACAAACAGUGGGUCUCGUUGAUUGUUGA
Saccharomyces kudriavzevii IFO 1802 is the source of this 924-nucleotide messenger RNA. It is a transcript of the gene PIR5, whose product is annotated as beta-1,3-glucan linked protein. Gene Ontology annotation, molecular function: structural constituent of cell wall. Gene Ontology annotation, biological process: fungal-type cell wall organization. The record is from RefSeq and is a predicted model, not a curated record. Gene Ontology annotation, cellular component: fungal-type cell wall. The transcript has a single exon. Lineage: Eukaryota; Fungi; Ascomycota; Saccharomycetes; Saccharomycetales; Saccharomycetaceae. The coding region runs from base 1 to 924 and encodes 307 amino acids.